AUCACUCUCCCUUGUCUCUUUCUCUCUCUCCUCCUAAAUAUCUUGCCAAAACCACACAUAAUCAAGAAACCCCAUGAAAUAAAGAGAGAAAGAAAGAAGCAGAAGAAGAAGAACAAAGAUAUGCAGAAAUAUAGAUCGAUGCCUUCUUCUUUUUCUUCUUCUUCUUCUCAUGACCUAAUCCUACACCGCAUGUCUGCUUAACCUGUACAAUCAUCAAAAUUCCACAGAAUCAGUGAAAAAAAAAACAAACCUAGUCCCCCUCAUAUAUCUGAAAAAUCAUAGAAAUGAGUCUUGAAGACUCAUUUAAGUCUCUUUCUCUAGAUUACUUGAACUUACUCAUAAACGGUCAAGCUUUCAGUGAUGUAACUUUCAGUGUAGAAGGUAGACUUGUUCAUGCACAUCGGUGUAUUUUAGCAGCAAGAAGUUUAUUUUUCAGGAAAUUCUUUUGUGGACAAGACUCAUCAUCAUCACCAUCAUCACCAUCAGCUGGAGGAGGACUAUCAGAUAAUAAUAUUAAUAAAUCUGGUUGUUCACCAUCUUCAUCAUCAUCAGCAAAUAAUAAUAUUAGGGCAGGUAAUUCAACACAGCAACAAGUAGUCAUACCAGUGAAUUCAGUUGGCUAUGAAGUAUUUUUGUUAAUGUUACAGUACUUAUAUAGUGGUCAAGUUUCAAUUGUUCCUCAAAAACAUGAACCAAGAACUAACUGUGGUGAAAGAGGUUGUUGGCAUACACAUUGUACUUCAGCCGUCGAUCUUGCUCUUGAUACUCUCUCUGCCGCUAGAUCUUUUGGUGUUGAACAACUUACAUUGCUUACUCAGAAGCAAUUGGCAAGCAUGGUAGAGAAAGCUUCAAUUGAGGAUGUUAUGAAAGUUUUAAUAGCAUCCAGAAAACAAGACAUGCAUCAACUUUGGACCACAUGUUCACAUUUAGUAGCCAAGUCAGGUCUCCCGCCUGAAGUUCUAGCUAAACACCUGCCCAUGGACGUAGUUGCGAAGAUCGAUGAGCUUCGCUUGAAAUCUCCAAUUGCUCGCCGCUCUCCUUUCAGCUCCCAUCACCAGCACCAGUAUGAAUUAGCUGCCGCAGCUGAUCUCGAAGAUCAAAAAAUACGACGCAUGCGACGAGCCCUAGAUUCAUCCGAUGUGGAACUUGUUAAGUUAAUGGUGAUGGGUGAAGGCUUAAAUCUUGAUGAAGCGCUCGCAUUACAUUAUGCAGUUGAAAAUUGUACUAGAGAAGUUGUUAAAGCUUUACUUGAACUUGGUGCGGCUGAUGUAAAUUACCAAGCAGGUCCAGCUGGUAAAACUCCCUUGCAUUUAGCAGCUGAAAUGGUUUGCCCUGACAUGGUUGCUGUUUUGCUUGAUCAUCAUGCUGAUCCGAAUGUUCGAACCAUCGAAGGGAUUACUCCAUUAGAUAUCCUUCGAACACUUACUUCGGAUUUCCUUUUUAAAGGUGUUGUUCCCGGGCUAUCUCACAUUGAACCUAACAAGCUCAGGCUUUGUCUCGAACUCGUUCAGUCCGCAGCUCUUGUUCUAUCCCGCGAAGACGGUAAUGGUGGUGUUAGCGGUGGGAAUGCUUCUUCAAAUACUCAAAUUUAUCCGCACAGCAGGAAUACCGAUUUGAAUAGCAAUGGUAGUGGAAGUAACAACAACAACAGCAGCAACUUUAGCUUAGGUCUUGACUCGAGAUUAGUUUAUUUGAACCUUGGUGCAGCAGCUCAGUUAGGUUGUAAAAUGGAUGGGAAUGAAGAUCAUGAUCAUCAUCAGAAUCAAAGAGGUAAUGUUGUCAAUAGACAUGGGUCUUCUUCUUCACAAGGUGGUAAUUGUAGUCAUGAUCAUCAGCAUCCAUCUAUGUAUCACUCUCAUGACUUCUAGUUUUAGCUAUUAAUUCAUAUAUUAUAUAUAUAUUGAAUGAAAACAUCCAAAGGGCCAAGUACAAUGCUUAUAUAUGGUCUGGUAACUGGUUUAUCCUUUUUGGCUUCCAACAAAAUAGAAUAUAUAAAUAGGUUAUCAUUUCUGAUGAUCCAUAUUUUUCUUUGUGUC
Messenger RNA from Papaver somniferum (opium poppy), 2036 nucleotides. RefSeq names its product regulatory protein NPR5-like. The transcript is spliced from 2 exons. The record is from RefSeq and is a predicted model, not a curated record. Gene Ontology annotation, biological process: plant organ development. Gene Ontology annotation, molecular function: protein binding. Bases 285 to 1868 code for a protein of 527 amino acids. NCBI's taxonomy places the organism in Eukaryota, Viridiplantae, Streptophyta, Magnoliopsida, Ranunculales, Papaveraceae.